This is a messenger RNA of Phycomyces blakesleeanus NRRL 1555(-), 867 nucleotides long. RefSeq names its product C2H2-type zinc finger transcription factor. The coding region runs from base 1 to 867 and encodes 288 amino acids. NCBI's taxonomy places the organism in Eukaryota, Fungi, Mucoromycota, Mucoromycetes, Mucorales, Phycomycetaceae. The transcript has 7 exons. The record is from RefSeq and is a predicted model, not a curated record.
AUGUCUUUUGACUCACGCGUACCUUUCUGUCAGGACGAAAGGGAGGAUCCAUUAUCUGUCUUUCAUAUCCAAAAUGAAGAAUUUGCUGCACCAGAGUCUCUUGCACAACAGGGCCUUAUUUAUACCCUACGCCGUAGACAGUGGCAGGAUAAUAUAUCAGAGCUAUUAGCAUAUAUUCCGGCUGUUUUCAUUCUACAAGACCCUUUAGAAACAUCUGAUCAUGGUUCUCUAUCGUUGCAAUCUUUAAAUAAUAGCUCCCAAGGAUAUUCUCAAGGCUACUUUGAAAAUGAUUAUCAGCCUGGGACUCCUGAACAACAACAAGAAUACGGCUUCCCCGAGAUUGCUUUUAUACAUUAUGAUCAUAAUGGUCCAUCAUCUCGAUACACCAUAUCUUUGGAUUCAGCUUCUGUAAAUGUAUACCUAUGUCUCGAAUGUUCUUAUAUGACAAACAAGAAAUUCAAUUUUGAAAGACAUGCGAGCACCCACAUGGUGGAUAGAACUGUUUAUGGCUGCUAUUAUUGCGCAAAAUUAUACAGUACCAGAUCUAACCUUUCAAGACAUAUCUUGCAAGUCAUAGUUCAAAUGUCACAGAAAAGAAAAAAAGGAAAGCGUGCCUGUGUAAUUGUUAUUUUAGCUGCUCUGAGAUUUAACCUUGCAUUGCACCCUAAAGCAAUAUGUGGUACAAUAUUUAACAAAAGCACAUAUAUUCACGAUCGUUUGGCUUUUAUACUCAAUUCCAAUUUUACCAAUAGUCAUUUUGAACCCUUGCAGUCAUUUGAACCCUUACAGUUCCAAAAGAAUGUUUCAGGCUUAGAAUCUCUUUUGAAAGCUAUUUUUUCCUGUUUAACAAAAAUUAAAAAGUUUUAA